GCCACUUCCCUAUCGAGACGCCAGCAAAACCCGUCGAAAGCCGGCAUCGGAUCAUAUCGCCUUCCUACCAUUUGCUGCUGUUUGUAGCCUUAUCAUUCCCGUCUCGCAGAUGAGUGUUUUUGCUGAGCCGGCAAUGUGAGAUCUCGGAAAUAGUUGGAGCAGCACGAUAACAGACACAUGUAGACAUGGGCUUCAUAAAGAGCACGUACUGCUCUGCUGCAGUGUUCAUUGACAUUCCUCCAUUUUUCGCAUAAUACUACACAAGGUCGCCCAACAUGGAGUCCACUCACUACAACGACCCGGAGGAUAGGAAGUCGCUGGACAGUAUCAACAAAGACAAUGUCUCCGUCACACAAACUGGCUUCAUCACCACCUUGGACGCCAAAAAGGAGAGAGCAGUCGUUUGGAAGUUGGAUCUACACCUUCUGCCUCUUCUUGCCGUCAUGUAUCUCUUCAACUCACUGGACAAGUCGAACAUGGGAAAUGCCAAAACAGCUGGUCUCGCCACCGAUCUUGGACUCCAUGGCCACCAAUACAACCUCAUCCUGUCCAUCUUCUUCGUACCCUACGUUCUCACUGCACCUUUCUUGGCAGCUCUGGGAAAGAAGUAUGGCCCAAGCAGAGUCUUACCUUGCAUGAUGUUCGGUUUUGGUACCUGCACGCUCCUUGUCGUCGCUGUGCAGAACUUCGGUGGUCUGAUGGCCAUCCGCUGGUUCUUGGGCAUGUGUGAGAGUGCCUUCUUCCCCCUCGUCAUCUACUACCAGACCAUGUUCUACCGUAGAGGCGAACUUGCUCGCAGACUUGCCAUCUUUUAUGCCGCCCAGUCUAUCGCCGGUGCCUUCUCUGGUUUACUAUCCUAUGGUGUCUUUCAGAUCAAGGGUGGUGCUAUUGCUCACUGGCGCUACCUUUUCGUCAUCGAGGGCUCAGCAACAAUCAUCAUCUCAAUCAUCGCAUUCUUUUACCUCCCUCUGUCUGCCGCCACUGCACACUUCCUGACCUCCGAGGAGAGAGAGAUUGCUGUUCACCGUAUCCAGGUGGAUAGUUCGGCGGUCGUCAACGAAGAGUUCAAGCUCGGCAGAGCCCUCACAAUCUUCAAGCAUCCCACCACAUGGGCUUUCUUGGUUAUCGAAAUUUGCUUGGGUGUCCCGCUGCAGUCGGUGACUCUGUUCUUACCGCAGAUCGUCAAACGCUUGGGCUAUGGCACUAUUAAAACCAACCUCUACACCGUCGCUCCCAACAUCACCGGCGCAGUCAUGCUUCUCAUCUUGGGUUUCUCUUCUGAUUUGACUCGUUGGAGAUUCCCAUUCGUCGCCCUCGGCUUCUUCUUCACUUUCUGCGGUUUUGUGAUCUACUCGGCCAUCGAUGUCACCUCUUCUUUGACUGUCGCCUACUUUGCCACCUUCAUGAUGACAUGGGGUACUAGUGCACCCUCCGUCUUGCUCGACGUCUGGUACUGCAACAACAUCGCCGACGAGAACAAGAGAGCUGUCCUUACUUCCAUCGCUGUUCCCAUGGCCAAUCUGAUGGGUGUUGUCUCGAGCAACAUCUUCCUUGAUCAAGAAGCCCCGAAGUACAUGACCGCGCUUGCCACGACUGCUGCCUUUGGUGGGACUGGCAUCGUUCUCACACUGAUGCUCGGUGUCUGGAUGAUCUAUGAUAACCGUCGCCGCGAUAGAGUCCAAGGAAUUAAUCUCAGAGCUAUUGAUGUGCCUACUGAGAAGUUGGGCGAUGGUCCUGCUGCCGAUGAGUUCAGAUGGUUCUACUAGAUGGACGAGGGGAUCAACAACAAAUUUCAUGAUACUCACGACAUACAGAGAUGAUAAUUAGCAAUUUCUCACAGCACUACCGCAAAUGAUCUACACCAUGCGACCG
Messenger RNA from Aureobasidium subglaciale EXF-2481, 1872 nucleotides. RefSeq lists its product as uncharacterized. Gene Ontology annotation, biological process: transmembrane transport. Gene Ontology annotation, molecular function: transmembrane transporter activity. The transcript is spliced from 3 exons. Bases 276 to 1766 code for a protein of 496 amino acids. Gene Ontology annotation, cellular component: membrane. The record is from RefSeq and is a predicted model, not a curated record. NCBI's taxonomy places the organism in Eukaryota, Fungi, Ascomycota, Dothideomycetes, Dothideales, Saccotheciaceae.